Penicillium odoratum is the source of this 1113-nucleotide messenger RNA. RefSeq names its product glycoside hydrolase family 28 protein. NCBI's taxonomy places the organism in Eukaryota, Fungi, Ascomycota, Eurotiomycetes, Eurotiales, Aspergillaceae. The record is from RefSeq and is a predicted model, not a curated record. The transcript has 2 exons. Gene Ontology annotation, biological process: pectin catabolic process. The coding region runs from base 1 to 1113 and encodes 370 amino acids. Gene Ontology annotation, molecular function: polygalacturonase activity. Gene Ontology annotation, cellular component: extracellular region.
AUGCCUUCUAUCUCGCACUUGUUGUGUGCCGGCCUAGCUGCCACUCUUGCCAUUGCGGCCCCGACCCCUUCAAAAGUGUCAGACGUCGUCAAGAGGUCCUCAUCUACUUGCACCUUCACCGAUGCCGCAAGUGCCACGGAGAGCAAGUCGGACUGUUCCAAAAUCAUCCUCAGCAACAUUGAGGUCCCUGCUGGCAAGACUUUGGCGUUGACCGACCUGAACGAUGGGACUGAGGUCAUCUUUGAAGGAACCACUACAUUCGGUUACAAGGAAUGGGAUGGUCCCUUGAUCAAGAUCUCUGGAUCAAGCAUCACCGUCACGGCCGCCGACGAUGCUGUGAUUGACGGAGAUGGUUCUCGUUGGUGGGACGGCGAAGGUACUAACGGUGGCAAGACCAAGCCCAAGUUCUUCUACGCGCACUCCCUGGAUGACUCGACCAUCUCGGGUCUAACCAUCAAGAACACCCCCGUGCAGGCAUUCAGCGUUCAGUCGGACAACCUCGUCAUCAAAGAUGUCACGAUUGACAGCUCGGACGGCGACGACAACGGCGGCCACAAUACCGAUGGCUUCGAUAUCAGCGAAUCCUCCUACAUCACUAUCACCGGAGCCGUGGUCAAGAACCAAGACGACUGCAUUGCGAUUAAUUCGGGCGAGAACAUCUAUUUCUCGGGCGGUACCUGCUCUGGUGGACACGGUCUGUCCAUUGGAUCCGUUGGUGGCCGCGACGACAACACCGUGAAGAACGUCACUAUCACCUCGUCAACUGUUAGCGACUCUGAGAACGGUAUUCGUAUCAAGACCGUUUACGACGCUACUGGCUCCGUGUCUGACGUGACUUUCUCCGAUAUCACCCUGUCCGGCAUUACCGACUACGGCGUUGUUAUCGAGCAGGACUAUGAGAAUGGCUCGCCGACCGGUGACCCAUCCAACGGUGUCACUAUCUCUGACCUGACUGUGAACGGCAUCACUGGUUCCGUCGAGGAUGACGCUGUCGAGGUGUACAUCCUUUGCGGCGAUGGCAGCUGCUCGGACUGGACCUGGAGCGACGUCGACCUUACCGGUGGAAGCACUAGUGAUGACUGUGAGAACGUGCCCUCUGGGGCCUCGUGUUAG